Messenger RNA from Amborella trichopoda, 3255 nucleotides. Lineage: Eukaryota; Viridiplantae; Streptophyta; Magnoliopsida; Amborellales; Amborellaceae. The record is from RefSeq and is a predicted model, not a curated record.
CGGGUCCCGGAUAUGUUAAAAAAAAAGUUAGCGCCUGGGAUGAACGAUGUCCCACCGAUCCGGAUUUUGAAACGUGAGUGAUAUAAAGAAUCAUGGAGGCCUGAACUCAAUCGAAUGCCUGAAAAAAAAAAAGUUGGAACUAAAAUAAAAUCAAAGAAGGACAUGAUUUGAGGGAGAACAAGAAAUUUAGGGGAGUAGUUUAUAUUUGGAAAGUAAAAUGGAGUUUUCUCUGUAAAAUUAAAUGGCAUUUUCUUUACAAAAUUGAAUUUUGUCCAUCCAAAUUAUUGUUUUUUUGAAGGUUAAUUUUAUCAAGGAAUUUAUGGCCUGGUUUCUUCUCUAUCAACGUUUACACUCGGCUGAAACCAUGAUUCACCCACUCCUCCUCUUCUGCCUCAAAACCCUAGUUUCUUCUUUCCCUCCUCCAAAAUCCCUAGUUUCCCAUUUCCAUUGUUCUAUGAGAACCCCAAUGUUGCAAUUUUCCUCCUCUGCCUCUGCAAUUGGAUCACCAGCUCGAGUUCAGAAGCUCAUUGCCUCUCAACCGGACCCUCUCCUGGCCUAUGAAAUCUUCGACCUAGCUUCUCGGCAACCAAACUUCACGCCUUCUUACUCCUCUUUUCACUCUCUCAUUCUCAAGCUCGGUCGCCAUCGCCAAUUUUCUUUGAUGGAGAAGCUCAUUUCCAAGCUCAAAUCGGAAGGUCGCCCGGUGACUCCUGGUCUCUUCUCUGAUGUGAUCACCAUCUAUGGCGAUUCAGGUAUGCCUGAUCAAUCUGUGAAGACCUUCUUUAAGAUGCUUGAAUUUCAAUGCAAGCCUGUGGCCAAGCAUUUCAAUGCGUUAAUUUUGGUGCUAGUUGAGCAUAAUCGUGUACAAGUGGCUUAUUCAUUGUUUAAGGAUUUGGAGAAGUUUGGUAUCUCUGCAAAUACAGAGACAUUCAACAUAUUGAUGAAGGCUUUUUGCUUUUAUGAUAAACUUAGUAUUGCUUAUAAGCUCUUUAACCAGAUGUUUAAGCAAGGCCUGGUUCCUGAUGUGGAGUCCUACAGGAUUUUGAUGCAGGGUUUGUGUAGAAAAAGCCAGGUUAAAACUGCUCUGAACUUUUUCGAUGACAUGAUGAACAAGGGUUUUGUACCAGAUGCUUUGAGCUAUAAUACUUUGUUGAAUAGUCUGUGUAGGAAAAAGAAACUUAGAGAAGCUUACAAAAUGCUUUGUCGAAUGAAGGUGAAGGGAUGCAACCCUGAUAUUCUCCAUUACAAUACUGUGAUCACUGGUUUUGUUAGAGAAGGUAGGGCCUCUGAUGCUUGUAAGGUUCUUGAAGAGAUGCCCUCCAAUGGGUGCUUACCAAAUUCUCUGUCUUAUAGAACGUUAGUUGAUGGGCUUUGUAAAGAGGGGAAGCUUGUUGAGGCCAAGCAUUAUUUGGGGGAGAUGAUUUGUAAGGGUUUUAUGCCUCAUACAUCUUCACUGCAUUUUUUGGUUGUUAGGAUUUGUGGUGGGGGGAAGAUUGAUGAGGCUUGUGAGAUGGUUAAGGCUGCCGGUAAUAUUGGCAUGGCACCACAUGCCAAGACUUGGGAGCUGGUUAUGCAAAGAAUCUUUGAUGUUGAUGAGGUGAGAAUUGAGGCAAUUUUGAGGGAGGUUGUAAAAAGGGAGUUUAAUUUUGUAUGACAAAUUUAGAAAAAUUUUCAUCUUGAAAUUAAAAGAGAAAAAGAAAGGCAAAAUAAUCCUACCCGAGACCUAUAAUUUGGAGUUGCUUGAUGUUGAUUGGUUUGAAGGCCAAAAAAUUAUAUUUUAAAGCCAUGAUUUUGGGUUGCUUGGAAAUGGGCGUUGAUUUCUUUUUAUACUUCAACAAGCUAUGGCAAUUCACAAGAUAUUAUAUUUUGAAGCUAUAAUUUGGGGGUCUUUCGAAGGCCAAAAACUUCUAUGCUACAGAUACUAUUUGGGGUUGCCUGGAAAAGGGGUGUUGAACAGUUAUGGAAAAAAUUAUCUGUUGGAGAAUAUGAUCUAGGAUUCUUUAAAAUGGCUGUUGAUCGGUUUUGAAAGCCAGAAAGUCUAUUCUUGGAGCUAUGAUUUGAUGUUGCUUGAAUACAAUUGUGUGCACAGGAACAUUGGGCUUGUCAAAGAGUGCUCAGACUAAGCCAAUAUUUAUUCAAGGUGCUUUUGGUGAGUAAAGUUUCUUACCUGAACAAAAAAAACUAGUUCUAUGAUUAUUAAUGUUGUUUUUUAUUUUCUGCUGCUGAUGCUAUACUGGAUUAUGACCAAAAGAGAAUUUUGAAUUGUUUCUUAUUUAUGUUACAUGGAAUCGUUAUUUUAGAUCAUUUAUAGAAAUAUAACGAAUGUGUAAAAGCUGCCUCGAAUCCAACAAUAAACAAGAAGAAAUAGUAGUAAGUAACUGGUAACAUGUUUCGGUUCUUGAUAUUGCUUCAGGGUGAUGCUGAAUCAAAAUCCGUUAAUAUUAGAUUACCUUUGAAAUGAAUCUUGUUAGACUCAUUUAAAAUGAAGAGGGACAUUUGGUUUUCUCUGAAGUAGGAGAAGAAUUAACUACUGAUUUCUAAUCAUAAAAAGAAACGUACCUGGUGAAUCACAAGUAAUUUUUUUUUUAUUUAGGAGAAUGAGAUCCAACCUAGAGGACUCAAUUACUGUUCCACUACAUUGUUAAAGAAAUCCAUGUAGUUUUGGGAAAGUUAUCAAUUGCACGUAUUAUCAUCAGGUGUUAAUAUCAUGCUGGAAAGGAGUUAAGACCCUGGAUAUUAGUCCAUUAUUUGCUGGCUCAUAUGGCUGUGAUUUGUUUAGGUCAAGGACAGUUAUUUAUAUUACUUUUUGGGUCAGUAUUACUGGUGCGUGUAGCUUGAAUCUCAUCGUUCAUUUACUCUCUCUGUUCUACAUAAGGCAAUGCCUAACCAUCGCUUUUAAAGAUUGCCUAUGCUGUGUUUGAUGGGUUGAAGACCUUUUGUCUUCAUAGGUUCCAGCCGAAGUAAUCUGGGUUAUUCUUUAGGUUAUACAAGGUAUUUGAUCCUUGGCUAGUGCUAAUCUACAUCCCAAGAUUGUAGUUCAAUUAUGUAUUUAUUCGUCGAGUGAGUAUAUAUCAAGGCUAGUGCUUACCAAAGUUCUAUUUCUUGUUGAGGAGGUUGAGGUUCACAACCACAUGCUUCCUCUCAAUAUUUUCUUCUUGGCUGCUUUUGUCUAAUUUGUUAUAGGAAAAGUAUACAAUGAGACCAUUUACCUUUAGUUCAAGGUGGUCAUAAUUAAUUUUGACCAUUGAACAUGAA